Messenger RNA from Rasamsonia emersonii CBS 393.64, 2178 nucleotides. Its product is annotated as Chromatin assembly factor 1 subunit B. Gene Ontology annotation, biological process: nucleosome assembly; DNA replication-dependent chromatin assembly. Gene Ontology annotation, cellular component: nucleus; CAF-1 complex. The coding region runs from base 1 to 2178 and encodes 725 amino acids. Lineage: Eukaryota; Fungi; Ascomycota; Eurotiomycetes; Eurotiales; Trichocomaceae. Gene Ontology annotation, molecular function: protein binding. The transcript is spliced from 5 exons. The record is from RefSeq and is a predicted model, not a curated record.
AUGACAAUGCCCCAAUAUACUCGGUGCACUUCGAUCCUCAUGGCAAUGGUCGACUGGCCACUGCUGGAAAGUACGUUUCCACUGCCCCUUUGGAAAGUCGAGGGUACCGGGGAGGAACGAAAAAUAACCUAUCUGAGCACCCUGGUCAAGCACACACAGGCAGUGAACGUGGUCCGCUUCUCUCCGAAAGGUGAGAUGCUGGCUUCUGCUGGUGAUGAUGGCAACGUGCUGCUUUGGGUGCCCUCGGAACUCCAGACAACAUCCACCUUCGGGGAGGAUCGAUCGGAUGACAAGGAAACUUGGCGGGUGAAGCACAUGUGUAGGUCGUCUGGAGCGGAGAUCUAUGACCUGGCGUGGUCUCCCGAUGGCGUGUUCAUCAUCACGGGAAGCAUGGACAAUAUUGCUCGCAUCUACAAUGCUCAGACGGGCCAAAUGGUUCGGCAGAUCGCAGAGCACUCUCACUACGUUCAAGGCGUCGCCUGGGACCCGCUGAAUGAAUUCGUCGCGACCCAGUCGUCCGACCGAUCGGUCCAUAUAUACAGUCUGAAGACAAAGGAUGGUCAAUUCUCGUUGACCACUCAUGGCAAAUUCCUGAAGAUGGAUCUGCCUGCUCGACGAGUGCCCUCGAGCAGUCCGGCCCCGUCUGAUGUUGGAAAUAAGACUCAGUCGACCACCAGCAACCCGCAUCCCAUUGCCUCUCCGGCUCCCUCUGCUCCCGGCACGCCAAAAGCGACGGCCUUGCCCAUGGAUCCUCCUCCUGUGUCUCACAGUCGACGUUCAUCGUUUGGAUCAUCUCCCUCCAUCCGCCGUUCAGCGUCACCUGCUCCUUCAUUGCCAUUGCCCGCUGUGAAACCUAUGGAAGUAUCAUCGCCGGGUCUGCUCGGUGGCCUUGGAGUCAAAAACGCCAAUCUCUACGCCAACGAGACUUUCACGUCUUUUUUCCGCCGAUUGACUUUUGCUCCUGAUGGCAGUUUGCUUUUCACACCCGCGGGUCAGUAUAAGACCUCUCAUGUUUCUCCCAGCGAUCCGUCGAAGACCGUAGACGAAGUGAUAAAUACGGUUUAUAUCUACACACGUGCCGGCUUCAACAAGCCGCCGAUUGCUCACCUGCCUGGCCACAAGAAGCCGUCAGUCGCUGUCAGAUGCUCUCCAGUGUAUUACACCCUCCGACAAGCGCCACGGCCUACCAGCCACAUCACUCUGGAUACGUCUUCUGGAGAAGAUGCUUUCCCUUCGCUUCCGGAUCCAGUGGUUGCGUCAAACGUGACCAGCCACCCAUCAAUGGAACCACCACCCGUUUCUGCCACAAGUGAUCCAUCAAAACCUCCCAAGACUGCAGACAGCGAAGCGAAUUCUAGCCCGGCUUUCGCUUUGCCGUAUCGGAUUGUGUAUGCAGUUGCUACGCAGGAUGCGGUCCUGGUUUAUGACACGCAGCAGCAAACACCGCUGUGUGUCGUGAGCAAUCUGCAUUUCGCUACCUUCACGGACUUGACCUGGUCGAACGAUGGUUUGACUUUGAUAAUGAGCUCGUCCGAUGGCUUCUGCUCAACAUUGUCGUUUGCUCCUGGCGAACUCGGCCAGCCUUAUGUUGGCCCAGUGCCAACGCCGCAUCACCAUGCGGCUCCUUCGACUGCUUCGUCAGCGAGCAUCACUCCUCUGCCUACACCCACCCAGACCACCUCUCCCUCGUUAGUGAAGGCGAGUACGGCACCGAGCAGCGCAGGUCCUGCUCAGCCUUCUUCAACCAAUGCAGGUCGUCCGGCCAGCCCGCCGCAUUCGACCUCAACCUCGUCAAAUAAUACGAACUCUGCAACACAAUUGGACACAGUCGUUAAUAACCCAACUCCUACUCUGGGAUCUGUCCCGCUCGUCACAGCAGCCAAUUCCGCUCAACCUCAGACCCUGCCCCUCACUACCACGCCACAGACACCGAUGUCUGGAGUAUCACAUAGUGCCACGAGUUCGAUGAGCGGCAGCGUUCUCGGAAAGCGCGAUAUUGGCGCGGCGAGCGAGUCGGAGAAGGAGGAGACGAAAGCCCAGAGCAAAGAGCCGUCGGAGCAGCAGCAGCAGCAGCAACAACCAAAGAAGAGGCGAAUAGCACCGACUUUGAUCUCAGGAGGCAGCUCCGCCUCCACUGCGAACAGCAAUCAAAACAACACUGACGAUACAGGCGGUUAA